This is a messenger RNA of Hyaena hyaena (striped hyena), 6884 nucleotides long. It is a transcript of the gene DCLK1, whose product is annotated as doublecortin like kinase 1. Gene Ontology annotation, biological process: intracellular signal transduction; neuron migration; retina development in camera-type eye. Gene Ontology annotation, molecular function: ATP binding; protein kinase activity; microtubule binding. Lineage: Eukaryota; Metazoa; Chordata; Mammalia; Carnivora; Hyaenidae. Gene Ontology annotation, cellular component: axoneme; neuron projection. The transcript is spliced from 13 exons. The record is from RefSeq and is a predicted model, not a curated record. The coding region runs from base 120 to 1421 and encodes 433 amino acids.
GCAGCCUUUAGCCAUCCUUAACUAAUCCAACUGCUUCCCAGUUCCGCGGGUGCUGGGCUUAGUGCUGAGAAGCGAUUUCGCCUCUUGAUUUUGCCAGGUUAAACACUAAGACUGUGUCCAUGUUAGAACUCAUAGAAGUUAAUGGAACCCCUGGUAGUCAGCUGUCUACUCCGCGCUCGGGCAAGUCGCCAAGCCCAUCACCCACCAGCCCGGGAAGCCUGCGGAAGCAGAGGAGCUCUCAACAUGGAGGCUCCUCUACUUCGCUUGCAUCCACCAAAGUCUGCAGCUCAAUGGACGAGAAUGAUGGACCCGGAGAAGAAGUGUUGGAGGAAGGCUUCCAGAUUCCAGCCACAAUAACAGAACGGUAUAAAGUCGGAAGAACAAUAGGGGAUGGAAAUUUUGCUGUUGUCAAGGAAUGUGUAGAAAGGUCAACUGCUAGGGAGUAUGCUCUGAAAAUUAUCAAGAAAAGCAAAUGUCGAGGCAAAGAGCACAUGAUCCAGAACGAGGUAUCUAUUUUAAGAAGAGUGAAGCAUCCCAAUAUUGUUCUUCUGAUCGAAGAGAUGGAUGUGCCAACAGAACUGUAUCUUGUCAUGGAAUUAGUAAAGGGAGGAGACCUCUUUGAUGCCAUUACUUCCACUAACAAAUACACUGAGCGAGACGCCAGUGGGAUGCUGUACAACCUGGCCAGCGCCAUCAAAUACCUGCAUAGCCUGAACAUCGUCCACCGGGACAUCAAGCCAGAGAACCUCCUGGUGUACGAACACCAAGAUGGCAGCAAAUCGCUGAAGCUGGGUGACUUUGGACUGGCCACCAUUGUAGACGGCCCCCUGUACACAGUCUGUGGCACUCCAACAUAUGUGGCUCCAGAAAUCAUCGCAGAGACUGGAUAUGGCCUCAAGGUGGACAUCUGGGCAGCUGGUGUAAUCACUUACAUCCUGCUGUGUGGCUUCCCUCCAUUCCGCGGAAGUGGUGAUGACCAGGAGGUGCUUUUUGAUCAGAUUUUGAUGGGGCAAGUGGACUUUCCUUCUCCGUACUGGGAUAACGUUUCCGAUUCUGCCAAGGAGCUCAUUACCAUGAUGCUGUUGGUCGAUGUCGAUCAGCGAUUUUCAGCUGUGCAGGUCCUCGAGCACCCUUGGGUUAAUGAUGACGGCCUCCCAGAAAACGAACAUCAGCUGUCAGUAGCUGGAAAGAUAAAGAAGCAUUUCAACACAGGCCCCAAGCCGAAUAGCACAGCAGCCGGAGUUUCUGUCAUAGCAACCACCGCUCUUGAUAAGGAGGGGCAGGUUUUCCGACGAAGACGCAACCAGGAUGUGAGGAGCCGGUACAAGGCCCAGCCAGCUCCGCCUGAACUCAACUCGGAAUCGGAAGACUACUCCCCAAGCUCAUCUGAGACUGUUCGCUCCCCAAACUCGCCCUUUUAAUAAGACCCUUUUACUCGAAGUCCUAGCUUAGCCCUUUGAGACUCUGAGACUUUUUUCCAAAUUUAUGUAAAAUGGUUUCAUCUGAUCUAUCUAGCACUCAAUGCUUGAAUGGCAGAACAGAAAGUGUGUUUUCUGGUAUCUUUGGAGCGAUUUCUCUUUGCUGAAUGAGAUGCCCAUAUGUUGUUUGCGAAGAUGGCAACUUGCUGCUAACAGGGUCCUCAAAGGGUUAAGGCUAAUUUGCAACUUUUUUAAACAUAGAAGCAAUGAAUGUGUUCAUCAGUCAAACUAGGAUCUGCAGUAUGUAAUAUAGCAUAUGUUAACCCUCUGAGUGCAUAGGAUUUUAUGGAGAGCCCCCGGGGAAUUUUUCAGGCCUCUGGAUGUGUACACACGUUUCUUGAUUUUGCUGCAGAUCAAGGGAUGUUAUUAGACGCUGAGAUGUCCAGACGAGAAGGACAUCUAGAACGAUAUCUUGCUUGUCAUUUUUUUGUGGGUUUAGAAUAUAGCAGGCUUAUAACUUAGUACAUAAGAUCUCUCUUUCACAAUCCCAUUACGAAAGGGACUUUUUCAUUCGAGGUAGGACUGUCAGCUCCCGCGAGCCCUGCAUCCCAAGUGGAGGCAGCUGGGUCUGAGGCAAAACAGCCGGACCCAGGAAAUAGAUGGCACCCCCUUCCCCCAAAUUGUCUCCAUAUGAAGAUGGGCUGAUGAUGUCCCAGAAAUGCUGCUUCCACAUCAGCUGCUGCUAGUGCCAGCGCAGACCCUCGGAGAUCACCACAUCUCGUCUUGUGCUUGGUGAAUGAGGGUCUGCCUGCUCAGGACGAGACAUCUACAGGAAUAAAAACAACUGGUGGGAAAGAGCAAUAAAUUGCCAGGUGCUCUAUAGGGCUGGGAUUUCAACCAGAAAGAAGAAACAAGAUCCUGUUCUUUUUCUCACCUGCUUUUCAUGCACUGCAGUCUUCAGUGUGAAAUCAAUGUAGAGUAUGAAAUCCAUACACAGGAGUCCGGGGGCCCAGGGGACUAGAAGCAAGUGCUUUGCAAGGUAGCCAGGGAGAAAGCACAAGGGAAAGCACAAUCCAGAAUGUUCUAAAAAUGGGCUUUAAGAAAACAAACCGUUGGUAAGAGAAUUCCAUGUGCACCUUUAGGUUACCUAUGUACAGUCUCCCAGGAAGAACAGGAUAGAAGACCUAGAAGAUACCCCUAAGAAUGAAACUGCUGUUCCCCAAGGUGAUGUUUUAAUACCACGGUCUUUAGCUGUCCAGAGAGACAUAUUGUUUUUCUCCCUUUGAGCCAAGUCCUGUCUGAGACCUGUGUUUUCACUCCUGUUACCAAACCUUUCUCACAACCCAGCCCUGUUUCCCCCGUGAGUUUCUUCUGGAAUGUGUCCCAUUUAGGAACGGGGACUGUGACUUCCGGUGUGUCACUGCAGUGCUUAGAGAAGACGCUAGCCAUGGUGUCUUGGAGGCAGGGGUCCAACUCAAAUGUCCCGCUAAGGUUUGCUCAGCAGUGUGGUCCAGGAGACAACCAGUGAGAGUGUCAUGAAAUUUGCACCUGGAGGGCUGAACAGCACUUAUUGUCUCUGUUUUGAAUAUACUUCAGUAUCUGAACGUCUUGAAAUUUGUAUAGUCAGUUCCUUAUUUUCAAAUACACAUUGGUCUUCAAUUGCUGCUUUUCACUCUUCAACCCAUAAAGUAUGGUCUGUAUUGAUAUGUAUUUUAAAAUCACAACAUGUCAUAGCUUUUGCAACGGAAUGUCCCUAAUAUUUUGCUCUUCCACAUUUUGGUUUAUCAAUUUGGUCUGCGUUGUCCUGACAUGUAAACAGUAGAUUAUUUAUUGAGAAUCCCCACCCCACCCCCCAUUUAGAGAGUUCUGGAAUGAUAGUGUACAUAUCACAGAGUAGCACAAAUCAGUUGGGUUUGGGAUGGGGGAGGGGAGGACCAAAUGCCAGGAAGGGUGUUGGUGUAUAGAUAGACUCCAUAUUAGUAAAAUACCUUGAACUGGUCAGAAACUGCUGCUCUCUCUAGACCUAUAAAGCAAAGCACUAUUCUGAGACUAAGGAGUAGCUAUAUAAGUUGGCCUCAACUUUAAAUGUGUGAAUAUGAAGAAUCCUAUGGGCAGAGACCUACCUGCAAUACACUGUCACUUUCGUUUCUUUCUCAGAAUUACUGUUUUUCCCAUGGGCGUUGCAUAUAUUGCUACAGCAUCUAUGUACAGAGCGACAGUGCAAGGCUCAGGCCUUUUUCCAUCCAAGUCUAGGUGGACUGUGGGCUCUGCAAAGCUGUGGAGUGUCUCCUGGCACGCUGCAGACGGGCAGCGUGGAGGAAUGCAGGGCCCAUUUAACAUGGGGGUCCCAGUGCAUCGCUGUAGAAUUUGAGUGAUUUAGGCUGAAUAAAGAGUGGAAUGUGACCUGUCAAGUAGAAAUAUUGAGUAAUCAGAUGGAAUGCAAUCUUUAGCAUUAAGCUAUUGAGAUUCUGAAUGUCAGAGAUGUACUCAGAGGGUUAACAGACAAGCACAAGGCAUGCUGAUUACAUUGGUGUAUCCAGACUGCUUUGCUUUUAGCCAGUGCUUUCUAAUUUUUUUCACAACAUUCUUGGGAUAGUUCAAGUUUGAAAUAAUUAAGUGGUGGUGUUCUUUAAGGAAUUUCUAUAACCAAAUUGAUCUUAUUUUUUAUUUUACUUUAUCAUAGAAUAAAUAUGUACCAUUAUGGCAGUGUAUCUCUGUAAUUAUCAACUUAAAUCAUUCCCUCAGUGUUUCCAUAUAUUUUUUUUCCUAAGUAUUUAAUAUAGCUCUUAUGGUGGUGGCCUGCUGAUGGGGACUGUCUUUCCUUUAUUGAUACAUGACCAACCAAAUGGUAUCUUCAAGGGAAUUUUUAGAUCCAUCUUUUCAGUUUGGUAGUAGACUAAUUAAAGAAGAACUCCUUCAUGACUUGCAUCGUGUAAAUCAUCUCUGUAGAUGAGAACUGUUCCUAUUGAUGAACACAUUUUUUUCUCGACAUUGUAGCAGAAGUCAUUUCCUUCGUCAUAAUCAAUGAAUGUGUGGUUUGCUCCACAUCAUUAGCAGGAAAAGUAAGAUUUCAGUCAUUGAAAAUGUUUCUACCGUAGCCCUAAUCUAACUUACACGUGGUGCAUAUUCAAAUAAGCAGAGAAAAAAAUACAAAUAAACUGCUGAAAACACUUGGUGUUUUGUAUUCAGUGAGACCUUCUCGCAAUGCCCAGCACCCCCAUGGGUGGUGGUUAACAGGCCCGUCAGAUAUUGUUGAAAGAAAGCAAUAUAUCCACGAAUGAAGGCUAAAAUUGGAAUCCCUCACCCUUUGAGGCAUUUUUCAGUUGGAAAAAAAAGAAAAGAGAAGAAAAAUUGGUUUAGCGUAGAGGGUCACGGAGCCACUGUGUGACCAAGGCUCACGCACAUUAAAUCACGGUCGUUUGCUGACCAACGGCGCCCAUUAGACAACUCUGUACCCCGCGCUGAAGUGCUAUGGUGCUUGAGGGACAGCUUUCCUAAUAUUACUGUGUUGCUGCUAGCCCUUCUCAGGGUAAGGAUCUGUCAGCAUAUCCAUGAUAAACUUCUGUUUUCAAAGGUUUUUAAUUUGACCAUAAAAAGGGGCCCCAGGCUGAAGUCUGCUCUAUAGGGCCUGCACCAAAGAAUGAAGGUUUCACUCCCUACUCUUUUCUGCCUAAUUCUCCCUAGAAAAGGGCAAGAACAACAACAAAAAAAAUUGGGCUGUGUCCCCAUCCUCACUGUAAGUUCAGAAUUUAUGAAAGCACCAAGAUCCAAGAUGGUAGUUUUAAUGUAAUGAUUCAUUUGGAUGUGGGUUAAAAAAAAAUCAAUGAGUCACCUGGUAUACACUGUAGAUGACGUAUCUUUUCUAUAAUUUGUAAAUCAUUGUUGUUGUUUUUUAAACUGCUACAUGAUUUUUUUAAAAUUUUGGUCCAAAGAGCUCUAAAAACUUGAAGCUGGUCGGUUCAAAGGUUAGCCUUUCCUGCGUGUUGUCUGCCAUUUCCGUUAGGAGUUUAGGGAAAAUACUCUCAGACCGACCCUUACUUUGCAUGGAGUGAUAGAGGGUCGGAUAUAUGCGUCUGUUGGAGAUAUGGGUUUCUUUAUUUAAUCAUCAUGAAGCCAUUCUUGUCUGUUGGGGACAACAGUGAUUAAAAGCACUUCCAAAAUUAACAUUUUGUCAGUUCAGAUAUGGUAAGAGCAUAAAUUAACACACUUUACACUUUUUUUGUUGUUGUUUAAAGGUAAAUAAAUCAACAAAACUUGAAGACACUAAACAUUUGAUUACUGCAAAUGUGCUUUAAAAUUGGCUCAAUGGUGCUUAUACAUAAAACAGUAACAAAUGGGGUUCCUAGGACUGUCAGAAGGAAUCUUUAAUUUGUAUGUAAUUACAUACUUGAGGAGGAGGUGCUUUUAAGCCAGUCUUUUAUUUUUUAAUCAUCUCAAAUAUGCAACCAUCCACCCAGUAACAUUAAGGGUCGUAAACUGGUGGGAAACAGGAAAUUCCGUGUAGAGGCUUAGAAUACCUUGGGUUAGAGUGGGGGGGAGGGGUUCUUCCCCUUUGGUUUUUUGUUGUCUGAUAGGCUUCGGCACUGGAGCUGCAGUGAUCAUUUUUCAGUGAUCGAGCUUCUAACUGGCAGGUGUUUUGAUCAUGAGGUUUGCAACAUCUCGCCCUCGGAGACAAGCGAGAAACCUAGUUUCCUUUUUCCCUAAAGGAAGAGCGAGCUCUGUAAUUAAACCGUACCUGUAAAUUUCCUCAACAUUGUCUUUUGGUCAGCUGAAUCGAGACCCUUAAUGUUGCUUUAAUGUAAAAUUGUAUAUUUUCGUCUGUGAUAUACUUUAUCAAUUUAAAGUAAAUAAUAGUUCUAAAAGCCUUCACUGUCAGUAUUAAGAGAAAGUAGGAUUUUAAAAGUGAUGAUAAAGAUGCUAUAAUGUCAAUUCAUUCCAGUCCAAUCGAAUGUGGUAAGAAAAAGACCUUGAAUAGUUCUCUAGGGACAAUUUCUCACUUGCCAUUGACAUUAAUCUUUGAUGUAUGCUCAGAAAAAAAUAAAAAGAAAUUGAAACUGGUCCAAGGUUAGAGUCAUAUCCUCAAUAACUAUUUUUUUAAUUUUAUUAGGAAAUUAAUAAUAGCCUUUUUCAUUCUGGCUGAAAGAAAAUUAUUAAAGGAUUAGUUGAGUGUGAAAUUAAAUAGUAUUUUGCUCAUGCAUACUAAAAAGGUGAGCCAGGUACUGGACGUGUUUAAACAAGUUUCUGAAAGGUUUCAAUUUGGUGCAAGAAAAAAAUUCAAUGUUUCCUUUGAAAAUACUGAAUUUAUCAAUUGCUGCAUGGAUCAGACGGCAUAGGUUAAUCUUUGAUUUUCAGAAUCUUAAUGAAAUAACUUUCCAACGAUUUGUAUCCAUGAUUAAAGCUGGAAUGAGAUCCAAUUUUUCCCCUAAUCUCUCAGUUUAAGCUAAUAAAUGUAGGUUAAUGUGGAAU